This is a messenger RNA of Bactrocera neohumeralis, 3326 nucleotides long. It is a transcript of the gene w, whose product is annotated as protein white. Gene Ontology annotation, cellular component: plasma membrane. Lineage: Eukaryota; Metazoa; Arthropoda; Insecta; Diptera; Tephritidae. The record is from RefSeq and is a predicted model, not a curated record. Gene Ontology annotation, molecular function: ABC-type transporter activity; ATP binding; ATP hydrolysis activity. Gene Ontology annotation, biological process: transmembrane transport. The coding region runs from base 1183 to 3222 and encodes 679 amino acids. The transcript has 7 exons.
AGCGUUAACUUGACGAGCAUGCUCAGUUUAAUGCAGUCAGUGGGAGUGCACAGUACCGCCUGGUGGAAUUACAAGUGGCAUAAGUAAAUUGUUGGAGUUAAAUAAAUUGUGGAGAAAAGAGGUGAGGCGCUAGGUUCAAACAUAUAUGUGUGAUUAUAUAGCUAAGUUUGGAGGUUAUUUGUGGUGGCGCGAAGGACGAGCAUAUGAACUUAGUCUUAGUCAGAAGCGAACUUAAUAAGCGUCAGUGAACUGCGGCUGCUGGCUUAAUAAGCAUUUAUGUGAGAGAUAUAUUUUAAAUAUUGAAAACAGUGUGAGCAGAAGCCUUCAAAUUAUUAAAGCCAGCGAAACCGCAAGGAAAUUAAGUGAAACAGAAACGAUUUGCGACAGAAAACGAAGUCACUGAGAAACGUGAGUCUUCAUAACCGCCAUAACGCUUGCGUCUAGUGAACUCUGGCAAGCAGUGUCAGCGACGCUGUCAACGUCACGAGCGGGUCAAAGCCGCAGCAAAGAGGCGGAAGUGAUUUGCUGAUGCAACAGUGGAAUUGAAAUUUAAGAAAGAAAAAGAAAAAAAUAAAAACUUUUUGUGAAAAUAAAAAUAAGAAGAAAUUUAGUGGAAAUAAAAAUAAAAAAAAAAUUUUUUUUUUUUUGAAAUAAAUGAAAUGAGUUGAGGAAAAGUGAAUAAAUUGCACUUUUUUACGCCAAUUUAAAGUGAAAAUUACAAAGUGUAAUGAAAAAAUACUAAAAGCCCUCCGAAAAAAGUGCCGUUAAAAGUUUGUUUUGAAUGCAAACUUCCGGUUAAUUGCCAUUAAUUGAUUUAGCAUCAAUAUCCAACCUCCACGCACACACACACAGCGCCAACCGAACGACGCGAAAAAAUGCAAAGUUUUUCACGAAAAGUGUAAAAAUUCCUUACUUUUGACUACUUAUCUUCAUUUACUCACUUUUUUGUGUGUGCCUUCGCAGCGUACCGCCCACGCCAAUACAUUGUUGCAUUAGCACAAAUUACGACUUUUCGGCAGCAGGCAGCAAACAGCGGGCGAAAAAAAAUUAUAAGUUAAAUUGAAAUAGAAACUCAAAAAGGAAAAAAGUGCAAAUUUUAGAGUGAAAAAAGUUGCAAAAAAAGUAAAAUCUAACAAAAAUCGUAAAAAAAUAGAAGAGAACAGCAGCAAAGCCAACUGCAAAAUGGGUCAGGAGGAUCAGGAGGUGCUAAUAAGAGGCGGCAAGGCCACUAGCACAUCGGCCGAAAGUUUGGAUAAUAACAAUGAGCAGUCCUACGAGCAGUCUUCCAUAAAUCAAGGGUUUAGUAAAAAUUACGGUACACUCUCACCACCAUCGCCUACACUUACAGCGGAUAAUCUUACUUACUCUUGGUAUAAUUUGGAUGUUUUCGGUGCUGUGCACCAGCCGGGUUCGGGUUGGAAGCAACUGCUGAAUCGUGUAAAAGGUGUUUUAUGCAAUGAACGUCACAUUCCUGCGCCGCGCAAACACCUCUUGAAAAACGUUUCCGGCGUCGCUUAUCCGGGUGAAUUGCUAGCGAUCAUGGGCAGCUCUGGUGCCGGUAAAACUACACUUCUGAAUGCGAUUGCUUUUCGCUCAUCGAAAGGUGUACAAAUAUCUCCAUCCACCGUACGCUUGCUCAACGGUCAUCCGAUUGAUGCCAAGGAAAUGCAAGCACGUUGUGCUUAUGUUCAACAAGAUGAUCUUUUCAUUGGUUCACUCACCGCACGAGAACACCUCAUUUUCCAGGCAAUGGUGCGUAUGCCGAGGCAUACGACGAAAAAACAAAAGAUACAACGUGUGGAUCAGGUUAUACAAGAUCUCUCGCUGGGAAAAUGCCAGAAUACUUUAAUUGGCGUGCCGGGUCGUGUGAAAGGCUUAUCCGGUGGCGAACGUAAACGCUUGGCAUUUGCUUCGGAAGCGCUAACGGAUCCACCACUAUUGAUUUGUGACGAACCUACUUCGGGUUUAGACUCAUUUAUGGCACACAGCGUCGUACAGGUGUUGAAGAAACUAUCGCAGAAAGGCAAAACAGUCAUAUUGACCAUACAUCAGCCAUCUUCUGAGUUAUUUGAACUAUUCGACAAAAUAUUGCUCAUGGCUGAAGGUAGAGUCGCCUUUCUGGGUACACCGGGCGAAGCGGUAGACUUUUUUUCAUACAUCGGCGCUCAAUGUCCGAACAAUUACAACCCAGCAGAUUUUUACGUACAAGUUUUGGCCGUUGUGCCUGGCCGGGAAGCGGAGUCACGUGACCGUAUAGCCAAAAUUUGUGAUAAUUUUGCAGUUGGAAAGGUCUCUCGCGAGAUGGAACAAAAUUUUCAAAAACUGGAGAAAUCCAAUGGCUUAAACAAAGAGGACGAGAAUGGAUUUACAUAUAAAGCUUCAUGGUUUAUGCAGUUUCGUGCGGUCCUUUGGCGCUCGUGGCUGUCAGUGUUGAAGGAACCGUUAUUAGUGAAAGUGCGCCUAUUUCAAACGACGAUGGUUGCUGUUCUCAUUGGACUGAUCUUUCUGGGACAACAAUUAACCCAAGUCGGUGUGAUGAACAUUAACGGUGCCAUUUUCCUAUUUUUAACCAAUAUGACCUUUCAGAAUGCCUUCGCUACGAUAACUGUUUUUACAUCCGAACUGCCUGUAUUCAUACGUGAGACGCGCAGCCGACUUUAUCGCUGUGACACUUACUUCCUCGGGAAAACAAUUGCCGAACUGCCACUCUUCUUGAUUGUUCCGUUACUCUUUACAGCCAUCGCUUACCCAAUGAUUGGCCUGCGUCCUGGCAUUGAUCAUUUCCUAACAGCGCUGGCGCUUGUUACAUUGGUUGCCAAUGUUUCGACAUCAUUUGGCUAUUUGAUUUCGUGCGCCUGCUCGUCGACAUCAAUGGCGCUCUCCGUGGGCCCACCUGUUAUCAUACCAUUUCUACUUUUCGGCGGCUUCUUUUUGAACUCCGGCUCGGUGCCGGUGUACUUCAAGUGGCUGUCGUAUUUAUCAUGGUUCCGUUACGCCAAUGAAGGAUUAUUAAUCAACCAGUGGGCUGAUGUAAAACCUGGCGAAAUUACUUGCACUUCAUCCAAUACCACCUGUCCUAGCUCAGGUGAGGUUAUACUGGAGACGUUGAAUUUUUCAGCGAGUGAUUUACCAUUCGAUUUUAUUGGAUUGGCUUUGCUCAUUGUUGGUUUUCGGAUAUCCGCGUAUAUAGCAUUGAGAGUGCGCGCUAGACGCAAAGAGUAAGAUGAGGACGAAAAAGACUAGUUUCCAGUUUAGUUUUUUGGUAUUAAAUAUCUAGUUUUGUAUGCGUUUUUUUCAUAUAAUAAAUCGAUAAUUUUGGCAAAAAA